AUGAUUUUAAGAGGAGGAGGUUGUGGAAGUUCAACAACAAAUAAUUAAUUAAUUGUGAGUGCACCAAAACUAAUUGAAUAAAAGAUUCCACCAGAAUUGGUUAAUCAAAUAAAAUUUCAUUCCUUAAAAAUUGCUCAGAAUGCUCUAACACUUUUAGAUUAACAAUCAAAUUUAAUGAAUAGUUUUUAGUUUUUUUAAUUGAACGCUAGAGCAAUUUGGUUAUUAGUCAAAAAUUAAAAAUAUACAAAACAAGUUAUUGACUUGGUCUUAGAUAGUUUAGAAUAGCUUUUUCCUGCUUUUAAGAGUUUUAUCUAAUCAAAUUUAUAAUUUGCUCUUUAUACUUCAUAAAUAUUAACUUAAUUAGCUUGGGUAAUAUUUACAUUUUUUUCAACAAAUAAAGACAGAUUUUUAGAGUUAUCAAAAUAAAAAGAAUACUUAAAUGAGAUUGAUUAAUUUAGUGAAAGAUUGGAAAUAGAAAGUGAUUCAUCACGUUAUUAGAAUCAUAUUGAAUAUGAAAUAUUUGUAUUAUAAGCUAUAAUAUUUAUUACUCCUACAAAUACAACUGAAGGUCAAGAUAUAUUAACAUAAUUUUUAGGAGGAGCAUUUAAAGCUGUAGCAACAUUUUCUUUAAAUGAUGAUUUGAUUGAUAGCUUAAAAAACGGUGUUGCCUAUCUUUAUCAAUAAGGAAUUAAAUAUUGCAGACUCAAAAAACUUGAAUUAAUUUUUUCUUUAUUGACAUUGAAAUUUGAUUCUAUGGAUUUAUUAGAAAGAUAUGGAGAAACUUAAUAAAUUUUAGAAUAACUUGGUAAGGUUUUUAGUGAAAUAAUUAAAGAAUCAAAUGAUUGGGAAAUAUGGUUUACUUGGAUUUAACUCUUAUCCUAAUUAUAUUGUUUUAAACCUAUAUUAGAAAAUUUAACUAUUGAUAAAUAACUUUAUGAAUUAAUUUCAAUCAAAGAAUAUUCAAUUCCCAUCAUUAAUAAUAAACAUGUUAUUUCCCUUAAAAAUCAAAAUAUAUAAUCAGAUUAAAUUUCUAAAAAAUUAUUUGAUAGUUCUCAUAUUUUGUAAGGAUAAGCUCUUUUAUAGAUUAUGAUUUUUUAAGGACAAGGUUUACUGGAAAAUUUUGAAAAAUAAUACUUUGCAAAAUUAUAAAUAUAGAAAGACUCUUAAAAAGAUGAAGAAAGUCUUAUGCCUGUAACCUCAGCUAAAAUUUCAUAACUUAUAAAUAUAACUUAAAAAGUUUAAGAUGAUUUGUUAGAAUUUUAUCAAGUCAUAAAUUAAGAUGAUUUAACAGACUCAUCCAAAUUAAAAUAAGCUGAAAAGAUUUUGAAAAAUUAAUAAAAUGUUUUAAUUAAACUAUUGUAUGAAAUAGAUAAUAUAUAAAGUUUAUUAAAAAUUAUUGAAGUUCUUAUUUAGAAUUUAGAAUGUAAAGAUGAAAUUCAAGAAGAGUAUUAUUAAAUAUAACAAUUAAAUUGCUAAUAAUAUUUAAAUGACAAAUUAAAAUAUUAAAAUAACCAAUAUUAAUAAGCAUUUUAAGAUACAUUUUAAGAAAAUCAAUUUGUUGAUCUUAUAGAUAAAUUAUUUUCAAAUUCUUCUAAUUCAAAAGAAUUUUCAAAAUCACUUGAAGGAUUCAAAUAAAAUUAAAAUGAUUAAAAUGUUGUGAAAAGAUUGAUAGAUUCUCUUAAAAAAUUGUAGUUUGAUGAAAGUAAGUCAAGAAUACUGAGUAUGGAUUCUUUACUUGGAUUAAAUAAUGCAAUUCAUAUAGUGAUAUAAUAAAAAGUUUCUUUAUAUUGGAACCUAGAAUUAUCGCUUAUUUUAUAAGCAUAAUUAAGAUUAGCAAGUACUGAAAAAAACUUUAAAAAAGAUUCAUAUAUGUAUUAAUAAUUAGUUAAUUUUGGAAAUUCUUUGAUUCCAUAUGGACCUCUUCAUUAAUCUUUUAAAUUCUUAUAUACACAUUAUGCAUAAUGUGAAAGUAAUUAAAAAUUUAAAAAAACAGAACUUUAAUUUAGUAAUAAAUUAGAAAAACUAUUGAAGAAUUUAUUAAUUGAUAGUUUUGAAUAAAUGAAUCAAGUUAAUUAAAUUUUAAUAAAAAAUGUAUUUUAAAAUAUCAAUUAGACUGAAAAUGUUAAAUUUGAUUUAGAAAUUUUAAAUAUGUUAGAAAUAAAUUUGUAAGACUCAAUUUAAUAUAUUAAUUAAAUUUAAAGUUCAAUCAAAAUGAUUUCAGAUUUUUUAUAAUAUGAAAAAGAGUCUAAUAUUGAUAAAAAAGAUGAUAUUUAAUCAUUAAUAGAUUAAACAACUUUAAUAGAAAUAUAAUAAAUUUUCUUAUUAAAUUAAAUGAAUCAUUUUCAAUUAUAAUUAUGCCUUUAAAAAUUGAAUUCUUAUAAUGAAUCAUUUUGUAUGGUAUUUUUUAACUUUGGAAAUACAUUAAAAGUAGAAGAUAAUAAUUUUUAUACAUUAUUACAUGAAAAAAAACAAUGUUUAGAAUAAUUAGUAUUGUUUUUUGAGGCAUUAGUGUCUUUAAAUAUUUUAAAUAAGAAUGAUCAAGAAGUGGCAAGCAAAUUAAAGAUUGAUAUUGAAAAGAAAUUAUAAUAAUUAAUUGAUAUGGAUAUAACUAAACCAGGAAAACUUAAUUUUGAGAUAAAUAAUAAAAUUAAAGAUGAGAUAGGAAUUUAUUUAGAUUUAAUGAAUCAAUUAGAUGAACUUAGAUAAAAGUAAGAUAUUUCACUGAAAAAAAUAAAAUAAAAUAAAUCAAUUUGCAAUGAAAUUUUAUUAUAAUUUGAGAAUUUAAAAACAAUAAAGAAACUAAGUGAAUAAUUACCAGAAUAUAGUAUUUCACUAAAAGAAACUGAAAAUUAUAUCAUAGAACUUAUGAAAUAAUUAAGCAAAAAUAAUUUGUCAGUAAAAGUUUAAUAUGAGACAAUUUAAAGUUUAUUAUAAAAAAGGUAGAAUUACUAAUAUUAAAAGGAAAUACAAUCCUAAAUAAUAUUUAUUUUAAGUUAAAUUAAUACUAAAGAAGAGGAGAGUAGUUUUGUAGGAGAAUAGAUAGAUAAUAUAAAAGAAUAAUUGAUGGAUUUACUUAGUUCGAAUAAAUGGAGGAUAAGGGAAGUUAUAAUUUAUGAAUUAUAGUAAAUGAGAUGUUUUAGUUUAUCAUAAUAGUCAUUAAUAUUAAGUGGAGGAUUGUUAGUAAAAUUUUAGGUUUAUGAGACAGAUAAAAGAAUAAAAGUAUUAUUUGAAAAUUAAAAGGGAGAUUAAUCUGUUUUGAUUAGUAAAUUUUGGCCAAGUUAAGAAUAAUAGAUAUAGAAUAAGAUAAAGGAGAAAUUAACAGAAUUAAAUGAUGUAGCUUAAUUAUUAUCGAAUGAAAAUGAUCCUAUAAAGAAAAAUUAGAUUAAAAAAGAAUAUGGAAGAUUAGAAAAGGAGAUAUAAGGUAUAUUGGAGAAUGUUUAGAAUAUCGGAAAUUAAUUAGGAAUAACAGUAUUAUUUUUUUAAGAUUUGAAAUAAGAUUUAUUAAGAAUAGAGAAUUAGAUAUUAUAAUUAUAGGAGAUGAUGGAGAAUUUAAAUAAAGAUAUUAAAUAUUUAAAGGGAAGAUCUGUGAAAGAUCUAUUAGAAAUUAGAAUGUAAAGAGUAUUAUAGUAAAGAUUGAUACAUAAUUCUGAUAAUGUUUAUAUUUAAAUAUAGACAAAAGAAAAGUAUUUAGAAGAGAAUAUUGAAGAUUCUGAGACAGUAUUAUUUACAGAGGAUCUUUUUGGAAAUGGAGAAAUAAAUGAAUUUAUAUGGAAAUAAUAAAAGGAUUCAUUAUUAAUACAUGGAUAAGCAGGAUCAGGUAAAAGUACAGCAGCUAGAAAGAUUGAAGAAUUUCUUUGGAUUGUUUAUUAAAAGAAUAAAAAUUAAUAGGAUUAUAUUCCUUUAAUACCAAUAUUUGUUUCAUUACCUUAAUUAAAAGAUCCUAUAUAUUGUGCUAUUGAAGAGACUUUAAGAUCAGAUAAUUAUAGAUUUGGUGAGCGAUAAGUUCAAGAAUUGAUAGAAGCUGUAGAACUUAAACAUUAUAGAUUGAUUAUAAUAAUGGAUAGUUAUGAUGAAUUAAAAUAAUAAUAUAUUGGAUUAAAUCUAAAUAAUUCAAAUAGACUCUCUAAAUGGAGAUGUUUUUCUGAUAAAAAUAAAUAUCCUAAAAUCAUAACUACAUCUAGAUCUGAAUUAUUUACAUUAAAUGGUUAUUGUACUUGGUUUUUUUCAGAAUCAAAUUAAAUCAAAUUUUAUAAAGAAGUUAGACUUUUAAAAUUUACUGAAAGUUAGAUUUAAUAAUAUAUUAAUGAAUAUACAUAAUUAUGUGUUAAAAGAGUAAUCAAAGAUUUCUAUUUUGCUGUAUAUUAAGAAUAAAAUUAUUAAGAAUUUGAAAAUUUUUAUAAUGAUCUAAUAAAGUAAGUUGGAUUGAUAAAUAUGUAAUAAGAAAAAUCUUAAAUGUUGAAUAGUGACAAUAUAAAUGUUCUUUUGUAAAAAUGUAAGUAAUUUAUACCAAAUGAGAAUCUAAAAACUAUGUAAUAGAUGUUGAUAGAAAUUUGGUCAAGUUGGUAGUAUCAAAAUUUUAUAAAAAUGAUGAAAUUAGAAUCUGUAAUAGAAACUCCUUUUAUGUUGGAAAUAGUUAUGGAAGUUUUACCUUAUAUUGUAAAAUAAAGAUAGGAAAUUAAUUUUAUCAAGGAGAAUUUUAUAAAGAAAUACAUUUAUUUGAGUAAGAAAGAUGAUUUAAUUUAGAAAUAGGCUUUGGAUGAAUGGUAAAGUAUUAUUAGUAAUUAAUAAUUUAUAAAUGAGUUUGUAUAAGAAUUUUAGAUAAGUUAAUAGGAGAAGAAAAUAAAACAAUAUUUUAUGAAUCAUAAAAAAUUAUCCAUUUAUAUAUAGGCUUUACUUUAAGAACCUUUAUCUACAUAUGAUUUUUAUGUUUAAUUUUUUGAACAUUAUUUUAAAAGGUAAAUUAAUAAAUUGAGGGAGAGUGGAGAAUAAAUUGAUUAUGAUUCUAUGGAAAAUGAAUUAUGGGAAUUUUCUCAUAGAUUAGCAAAUGAAAUGACAUUUAGAGAUUUAAGUUAAGUUUAAUUUUAACCAAGUGGAUUAUUAUUUAAAAAAAAUAAUAUUGAUUGGAAAGAUUAGUUUUUUAAUGAUGAUGAAAUAGGGGGUGUUUAUAAGAGAUUAUUUAGAAAAUGUAUUCCAAUAAAAUAAAAAAGUGGAAUUUACUCAUUUAAUCAUAAAUCUUUGUAAGAAUUUUUAGUAGCUAAAUGGUUUAUAGAAUUAUUAACAAAAAUAAAUUUGGAGGUUGAAGGUAAAAUUGUAAAUGUCAAAAAGGAAGAGUAAGAGGAAUUAUUAUAAUAAAAUUUCUUUUAAUAAUCAUGGAAUAUUGAUUAUAUGUAGGGUCCAAUAAGAUUUAUAAUUGAUAAAAUAAAAUUCAAUGAUGAUAUAAAAUAAAAAUUAAUGAAUUUGAUAUAUUGUUCAAAAACAAAUAAGAAUCUUGUAGUAGGUAGUUCUAAUAGUUUUUAUAUAUUGAAUCUUUUGGGAUAGUCAUUUAUAGGAGAAGAUUUUUAAGAAAUUGAAAUAUAAGGAAUUAGUUUAAAUAAUGCUAAUUUCUUUAAUUGUGAUUUCAGUAAAUCUAAAUUUUUGAAUGUGAAAUUAUCAAGAGUUAAUUUAAAUUAAUCUAAAAUAUAAAAUGUAAUUUGGAAAGGGAUAUAAGUGGAUGAAUUACCAAGAAUAGAAUCAAAGAUGAAUUAAAUAGAUUAAAUAAAGUGUAUAAAAAGUAAAGAAUUAUUUAUUGUAAGUGAUGGAUCAUAAGUUAAAUAAUAUAAUUUAUAUAAAUUAUAAGAGGAAAAUCAAUUAAAAUUAGAGUUCAAACCAUUACAUAUAGUGAUAUCAAACAAUGAAUAAUUAUUGGCAUUAAUGAAUAAUAAUGAAAUAUUAUUAUUUGAUAUAUAGAAGAAUAAAUAAUUAUAAAAAUUGAUAUAUGGAGAAUGUUUUUCAAUUUAUAAAUAAUGUAUAACAUUUAGUCCGAAUGAUUAAUCAUUAAUUUUAGGAGGUUCAGAUGGAGCUGAUGAAUUAUAAAUAUAAAUAGGAGAUGAUAAUGAAGAUUUCUAAUAAAAUUAAUAAGAUUAAAAUAUAAUUAGUAAAGGGAAUGGAAAAGAAAAUGAUAAAAGUUAAAAAAAAUAAAAAAAAGAGACUUAGAAAGUAACUGAAAUAAUAGUAUAAUCUAAACAUUUUACAUCAUUGAGUGAUGAACAUAUAUUAUCAGUAAAAUGUGCAAAGGUAAUAGUAUUUUAGCAUUAUUCUGAUACUUUUUCAAUUUAUAAUUAAAUAGAUAAAAAAUUAGAAACAUAUGAAUCAAGAUUGUAAAGAUUGAGUUGUAUAGAUAUAAAUAAAGAUAGUACAUUGAUUGGAGUAGGAGGUAAUGGAGGAGAAAUAAAUAUUUUCAAAGUUAAUUAAAUGGAUUCAUCAUUUAAUUUAGAUGGUCAUAGAGAUUAUAUAUCUUAAUUAUAAUUUUCAUAGGAUGGGAAAUAAUUAGUAUCUUGUUCUUGGGAUAAAACAAUUAGAUUAUGGAAUAUAUAAUAAAAAUCAUAGAUUAGUUAAACAACAUUUUAUUUAAAACCAAAAGUAUAUUCUUUGUGUUUGAUAUAAGAUACAUCUUUAGCUUUAACAGGAUUUUCUGAUGGAUUAAUAUAAUUAUGGGAUUUAGAGAGUUCUGAAUUUAAAUUAGAUGUUAGAAAGGGACAUAACUAAAAGAUUACAUGUGCAAUAUUUUCAUAAGAUGGUAAAUUUAUAAUAUCAGGAUCAUUUGAUAAAACAAUAAUAAUAUGGAAUACAAAGACUGGCUAAUAAGAAGGUACAAAUUUAAUUAAACAUUCUUAACCCAUAACUGCUUUAGCUAUAUCAAAAGAUUCUACUCUAUUAUGUUCUGGUAGUCUAGAUGGUUUAAUAUAUGUAUGGGAUUUUUAGAAUUUGAAAUAUUUAAAUGAAAUUAAACAUUAUGGAUCUGUUAUUGAAAGUAUUCAAGUCAUUUAAUAUAAUAAUGAAUAUAGAAUAUUAAGUUAAACAAGUGAAUAGAUUGCAUAAAUUUGGAUUAAUAAUUAUUAAGAAUCUUAUUUAUUAUUUGAUUAUGAAGAAGAACAAAAAGAAAAAAGAAUGAUUCUUGGAUAUGAGUGUAAAGAAAUUUUAAAUUUAUCUAAAGAUCUAUAAGUUGAUAUAGGAAGAAGUCAUAAUAUUAUUUAUUAUUUCUUAAGAGAUUAGAAAAUAACUGCAAUCGAAUCUAGUUAUGAUCAUUUAACUAAAUUAAUAGGAACUAAUAAAGGAAUUUUAUUAAUAAUUUCAUGGAAUGGAUUAUCUUAAUAAAGAACGACUAAUUCAUCAAAUAAAUCAAUAGAUAUCAUUAAAACAAUUAAUUCAAAAUAUUUUUUAACUGUUAAUGAAUGGAAAUUCUAAAUUUGGACAUUUUAAGAUUAUUUAGUAAAAUAUACAUUUUCUAGCAAUAAUAAUAAAACUCUGGAUGUUUAAGUUUUUUAAGAUUUUAUUUAUUGUGGAGGAGAACAAUAUUUAGAAAUUUGGAAUAUUCAUCGUUAAGCUAUUUUAAAAAAGAAAUUUGAAUUAUCUGAUUCUUUAGAAUCUAUAGGAUAUAACUAAAAUUUACAUCUAUUAUUUGCAGGAUUAAGAAAUGGUUUUAUAAUUGUUUAUGAUGUUACUACUUCUUUUUAACAAAAGGCCUUUCAAGCUCAUGAAGGAGAAAUUUAAAAAAUAUAAUGGUUACAUUCUAAAAAUAUGUUAUUAACUACAGGAACAGAUUGGAAAUUCAUAUUAUGGAGUGAUUAAUAUAUAAUCAUAAAAGAAGUAAUGGUUCAAAAUGGAAUCUAAUCUUUUUUUAUUUCUUAGGAUGAAACAUAUGCUAUAACUUAAUAAAUCACUGAUUUAUGUUUAUGGGAUUUAGAUGAUUUAUAAUAAAUUGAAAAUAUUAUUAGAAUCUAAUAAAAAAGUAAGGUUUUAGUUGUAUUCCCUUUUUAAUAAAUAUUUUGGACAGAUGAUGUUUAAAUGUGGGUUUUACCAAUUAUGAAUAAAAAGAUUAAAUAUUCUUACUUAUAAAUUAAAAGAUCACAUUUUCCUGAGGCUAUAGUUGCAACUGAUAAAAUGAUAUUGACAGCUAAUUAUAAAGGAGAUAUAUUCUUUUGGAAUUUUAAUGGGGAAAAAAUUAAAUAACCUUUUGUUUAAGAUAAAAUUCAAUUGAGAUCAAUCAAUUUAUCACAUGAUAAUAGCCAAGUCAUUUUAGCAUUCAGGAAUUUAUUUACAAUUUUGGAUUUAAAUAAAAAUGAUAUAAUACUUACUAAAGAUAUUCAUGAAACAACUUUAAUAACUGCAAGUUUUCUUAGCAAUACAGAAAUUAUAGUAGUAACAGAAUCAGAAAAUUUUUAAACAUUAAUAUAUAAUAUUAAUAAAUAAUAAAUUUAGUUACCUACUAUUAUAAAUGAACAUGUUGGAUCUAAUUUAGGAGUUUAGGUAAAUAUAGUUACUUAAACAUAUUUAACAUUUGGUAAUGAUUAAGCAAUUAGAUAUUAUGUAAAAUGUGAUAAGGAAUAUUCCUGUAAAUAUGUAUGUUCAUUAGGUUAAAGAUUUGAAUGUUAAGGAGCAAUCAUUUAGAAGAGUGAAUUUUCAUCAAAAUCAAAAGUUGGUUUAGAGGAACUAUUUAAAUAAAAGAAAGCAAUUUUGAUUGUUUAGAAAUGA
Molecule: messenger RNA, 8730 nt
Organism: Paramecium sonneborni
Lineage: Eukaryota; Ciliophora; Oligohymenophorea; Peniculida; Parameciidae
Source: the annotation of a GenBank genome assembly